Molecule: messenger RNA, 1341 nt
Organism: Pseudocercospora fijiensis CIRAD86
Lineage: Eukaryota; Fungi; Ascomycota; Dothideomycetes; Mycosphaerellales; Mycosphaerellaceae
Exons: 1
Coding region: 1-1341 (446 amino acids)
Source: RefSeq, a predicted model, not a curated record
AUGAUACACAAUUUACCCGAAGAGAUCAUUGAUCGCAUCUUCAGCCAUUUGUGCGUCACGGCUGACCUGGCUCGGCGCAACGAGGACCAGCUCAGGCUUUCGACAUUAGCUUCGAUUGCACGUUCGAGCAAGACUCUCAAUCGAAUUGUCGAGCAUCACCUGUAUCAGACGAUCGAUUGCCGGACCCACAUUGAUACCACGAGGCUACGCCAGUUCAUAAGAGCGCUGCUGUACAAUCCAGAUGCAGCCAGUCAUGUCCAGCAGAUUCGUCUGCAAGACUGGGAUGUCGGGAGUCGUGGCCUCAUCCUCAUCCAGGAAUCGGAUGGCCCCGAGGAGCUUGCGCUUGGGGGAGCUGCGCUUGUAACGCAAAUUCGGAACGCUAUGACUGCAAGCAGCCUGCCCAUGGACUUGAAAGAUGACCUCCAAAACAUGCUUUCUAACGAUCCAGCAUGCCCGGACGCUGAGCUUGCAUUGUUACUCGUGCUGUGCACGAAUGCUCGACAUCUUGACAUUGUCUGCGAUGUCGAUAUUCCAUCAAGUUUUGUGCUGCGAGUAGCAGAAGCAGUUCACAUGCCCUCCAGCCAUGCUGACAAGAAAAGACCACUGGAGCACUUGUCGGAGCUCCAUGUGGCACAUUCCGACACCGAAGGACAUACAAGCAUAGCUGAUGUCCAUGAUCUGUUGCAGCUACCCAGGCUCAGGACAUUUCGAGGACAUAUGCUUGCUUGUGAUCAACUUUGGCCACUACCGAGGACCGUGCGAUCGCCGGUCAAGCGGAUCUUCCUUCAAUACUCGCUCCUAGAUCAUCUAGGUCUCGAAAGCAUCCUGCAGGCAUGUCCUUCCCUAACAACGCUCUCCGUCGAGUGGGCUGGAUCUACGGUUGGCGAGUGUUGCAUCGAUAUGAACAUGUUCGGCCAGACCCUUCGCACCUUUGGUGCAAACCUCGAAGUGAUCCGUUUGAAGCCCGAGAUGGCUGCCUGCUUUGAUGAAUCUCACGAUCAUAGGACUUCAAUUGGUUCAAUGGCUUCACUUGCUUCUCUUAGGGAGCUCACGGCUCCAUAUACGACAUUCUUUGGCAGGGAACAGGACCGGCCUGAGCGCUACCCGCAACUGGCUGAGAUCCUACCGGAGUCACUACGGCUCUUGAGAAUGGUGGACCACACGGCUGAUGAUCCUGACAUUCUCGACGAUCAGCUCUGGGCUCUCAUGCAAGAUGAGAGGCACAAACAGCUCAAGACGAUCAGAAUUAAUCGUGGAGCGCCCUUCUCGUACUACGCAGAGGAUAUAGGCUGGGACGAAUCAGAAAGCAAUCAGUUCUGGGUAGUCCUAAAGAGGAUAUAG